Lutzomyia longipalpis is the source of this 1563-nucleotide messenger RNA. RefSeq names its product membrane-bound transcription factor site-2 protease (gene S2P). The transcript has 2 exons. The coding region runs from base 72 to 1541 and encodes 489 amino acids. Gene Ontology annotation, biological process: regulation of response to endoplasmic reticulum stress; membrane protein intracellular domain proteolysis. Gene Ontology annotation, molecular function: metalloendopeptidase activity; protein binding. Gene Ontology annotation, cellular component: membrane; cytoplasm. The record is from RefSeq and is a predicted model, not a curated record. Lineage: Eukaryota; Metazoa; Arthropoda; Insecta; Diptera; Psychodidae.
ACUAUGGGGAUAACAUUGUUUUUAGUGGGACAAAAGAAAAUUCCCGGCAAAGUUAGGACAAACUCCCGGGGAUGUCUUUUCUGGUAUUCCUCCUGGUUAUCGGUACCAUUCAUGGGGUCCUUUUAUUCUUUGAUUCCUUCUUUAAGAGCUGUAUGCACCAUCCUUACCGGCUUUUCCUGGACGGUACUGGGUUGACUGUGAAGUUCCUCCGGGUGGAAUGGUACACAACAGCCCUCAAUCGUUCUCUGGUGAAGUGGAGCACCUCAUCACCGCGCCUUUUGGCUAAAUUAUUCGAUUUGGGUGUGUACAGUACGCUUAUUUUGCUUCCUGUCUCACUUGGGGUGCUUCUUUGGAGCUUCUUCAGCUCAUGGACACGCUCAGGGGGCACGGAGGGAUCUUUGGUGGAGGUGGAAGUUCUUGUGCCUGGUGUGACAUUGCCCCUGGAUGAGCUGCACUACUACUUGGGGACACUGCUGGUGAGUUCGGUGGUGCACGAGUUGGGGCAUGCCGUUGCAGCUGUUCUGGAGGAUGUCCCGGUGCUGGGAUUCGGUGUUCGUGUGUACUUUUUCCUCCCUGUUGCCCUGACUGAGCUCAACUCGGAUCAACUGAACGGGUUGAGGGUGUGGCGAAAGUUGCGCGUCCUCUGUGCUGGUGUUUGGAAUAAUCUCACACUGGGCCUGGUGGCGCUGCUUCUCCUUCAGAGCUCAAUGCCCAUCCUUGGGUGGUUCUACCACAUCAACCGUGGGGUUUAUGUGACGGAAAUUGAGAAGAAGAGCCCCCUCCUUGGGGCCAGGGGUCUCGUUGUGGGAGACUUUGUGACCAAAAUUAAUUCGUGCGAUGUGAGAAAUUUGGAUUCGUGGUACGAUUGCCUGCUUCAGGCGCUGCGGAAGCAACCAGCCUACUGCCUCAGUUCCGAAUUCAUCCAUAGGCAUGAUGAAUCAACCCCUGUGGGAACGGUGGAUGGUCUCACGCAGUGCUGUGAUCCGGAAAAUCCCACAAAUACCUGCUUUGAGUACCUCGGUGAGAGUGACAUCCUGGAGAUUCCACAGCAUGUCUGCCUCCCAAUGCGCCUGAGUGUUGAAAACUCCUUCCGCUACUGCGAAAAUGACAAUAGGUGCACGGAUAAAGGGGAACAGGGGUACUGCCUGAAGCCAUUGCUGGCCAAUUCAACGACAAUCCUCGAAAUUACACGCCGGGGACGCAAUGUGAUCUACCUGGGGCAUCCGGGGGACAUCUAUCGCACAGUCAAGGUGUCAAAUUUCAUCCCAAAGCUCCGCUACAUCGCCCCCAACCUCGGGGACGCCUUCACACUCUUCCUGCGCUACCUCACAGUCUUUUCCUUUGGCCUUGUCCUUGUCAAUGUGAUCCCUUGCUACGGAUUCGAUGGACAACACAUUGUCAGUGUCCUCCUCACGCACCAGCUCACACGUUUCGGCAUGAAGAGUCAAACACGAGAUAUUUGCAUUCUCCUCAUCACAUCCCUCUGUACAUGCCUCCAAAUUGCCCUCCUCACGCGAUUCCUCUGGAAUGUUUUGUUUUAAGGAAAUAAAAUUUUAAUUUUAA